CGUUUUUCAAAAACAAUCCCGGGAAAAUAGCAUCUCAAACUAAUCGUUUUUAGUUAGCUACUACAACUAAAACAAGGAACAUGGUUCAGGAGUUUCAUGUCUUAAGAUGCUGUUCUUGCCAAACCUACCAAGUGCAACAGGUAACUUAAGUUUGCUAGUUGUAGAAGGAGUAAACAUUCUAGUUAGCAAUGUUGCUAACCUGUUAACUUAGCUAGCUAUCUUCAAACUUGCGUUGCAUGUGUAAACAUAAUAUUUGCUCGCUUGAUUGCAGGUUAAAAAGAGCAAAAAAUGGAACUGCAAGCUGUGUGGGGAAAAGCAGUCGGUCAUCAAGGUAAGACAGCUAAUGAUUUGUUCGAACCACACAUUUGACAAACAAGUAAAGUAUUUGUAAACAAAAAAUAAUAAUAAUGGGUUGUUCGAUAUCGCAGCCGACAGACUGAUAUAUAAAUAAUGACUAAUUAUUAUUUGUAAGUCAGUCAGUCACAAUUUACCCAUGAUAAUUCACGGUUUUGAUGCUCUCGAACAUGGCCAAUGUGUUUGUUGUGUAACCUUUCUAGGUGUUUGGGCGUGGCUCUGGAGUGGAUUGCAGACGUCAUGUUCAGAAGCUCAAUGCCAGGCGUGGAGAGAUACUUGAAGAGCAGGACCAGAAAGCCUGGUCACGAUGGUAACGCUACUGUUAUUUAAAUGUCACUCUCACCACUGUCUACUCCACCCUGCCAGGAAGCAAGCAGAGUACCGAGCAUUCCAUUUCCUAUGAUUUGCAUUACUGAAUUUAAAUAGGCCAAGGCAGAAAUGGCAGUCUAAAUAAUAUUACUGUGGAAUGUAUUUAUCUUUAUGCACUCAAGCCUGUUUGGGUGUUGUGUGGUGUGAGAAGACUUGGAUUCACAUAUGUCACUUUCCCCUAGCUUAAUUUCCAGGUGAGAUGUAAAAUGUGUGCCUAAAUGAACUAUAUCAUGCUAUGUCUCUUUCUUUAUUCUUUGUGAUAGGGAGGAGGUGGACGAUGUGGCUGAAGAAGAGGUGGUAGACAAAGCUCAGGAGUGUUGUGACCAGAAUGUGAGUUCACACCAUUGUUACUGCUCAUCACUUGUUUUGGACACACACACAUGUAUUUGACAGUCAAUUGAAUGUAGGCACAGGCAGUCGGGUACAAACUGAACAUGCCUUGCAUUCCCAUACUUAGUUUAGGGCAGCAGCCCUAACCAAUAACUCAUGUUGUCCAUUGAAUAUCAUAAGAAAACAACAUUGUUUACCAUUCAAACUACCGGUAAAUGAAUAAUUGUAUUUCUGUAGGCAGAAGAGGCUAAUGGGAGUCGCUGGAGUAAAUACCUGCAGACGAGCGAUGAAGGGGCGGGCCAAGAAGAGGCUGAGGAAGAGGAGAAUGUUUACAUGGACAGAAAGCAUCUCCAAGGCAACAUACAUGUCAGGUAUGCCCAUGACUCAUGCAGGCUAAUUAUUGUGUUAUGUUUGUGCCUAAACAGUGGCCUACAUGUCACACCUGUGUCAUCAGACGAUCAAUUGGCCACCAUUCUAAACACUGAUCCAAAACCAUACCUGAGUAAUCAACUGCACCACUUAUCAUUGUUGAAGUUGACUAUUCAGUCCACUUUAAUGUGAUUGUUUAUUUUCUGUAAAAAACCUUCUAACCCUUCUCUAUACCACAGCAUCUCUGUUUAGACUGAGCAUAGGUAUUUGUGACAGCAUGGAUUAUUAAUGUGGCCCAACAGAAAGAGGAAGCGAGGUAGAGGAGAGAAUGAGGGGAGUGGAUAUCACAGUGGAGAAGAGGACACCAUGCCUCCUACACAAGGCUGGAGGAUGAAAGGGAAGUCGGCUAAUGUAAGCAGCUAAUGCUAAUUCAUACUAGCACAUGUCCAAGCAGUCUGUUCCUUGUAUGUACUAAUAUGCUUCCUCUGGUUCGCUUUUUACCACAGCCGCCACAACACAACAGACACCCCAGCUCAUUGGCGUCUGUACAAUGGUCUCCCAAACAGUCAGCUCCCUGCAGACCACCAGUCCCAGCUUACAGCAAACCCCCUACUGUAAUUGAACCACCCUCAACUACCAGCAGCAAACCCUCUUCAACCUCAGCCCCCUACAGAGCCAAUACAGCGAGGACCUCACAACCUUCUGGAUCCUCGGGUACUGCGGUGUCACAGACCUCCAAAUGGGCCCAGUUUCUAACUUCUGCCCCUCCUGAGGAAGAUGAGACCAACUGGAGUGGGAGUACAAUGCAGAUGGAUGAGUUCCAAACCACUGGUUCAAUGUUCUCAAAUGUGGUGCUCAAACACCAGAACUAUACAAAAGCCCCUAUAGGACAACUGGGCUGUAGUGGUAUUUCCAUAUUGGGUGGGGAUAGUGGUUUUCUGGGGCAGAGCACAGGGAAGACAUUUGAUAGGCUGAAGUCAACUAUCACUCAUUGUGGAUUUGGGGAGGCAGCCAAUAGCGAAGGAGGUCCUGCCCAUAUGGCAUUACCUGUGAGCGAAGCACCAGUCUGUCAUCAGCCCCCGCCCACCAAGCGCCCAUGCCCCGACCUCUCUCUGGUGACCCUGUUCUACACGGAUGACGACUUUGAUGACACAUUUUAA
This is a messenger RNA of Coregonus sp. 'balchen', 2582 nucleotides long. The record is from the annotation of a GenBank genome assembly. NCBI's taxonomy places the organism in Eukaryota, Metazoa, Chordata, Actinopteri, Salmoniformes, Salmonidae.